AUGAAACCCCAAAACCAAUCAGCCCAUUGCCCCAUUUCCAUUCUUUCCAAGUCCCUCAUGUUUUCAUUUCUUUUUCUUUCCUUGCUUAGAGAAACAAAACAGUGGAACAAAAAAAAAAUACUAAUCAAAAACCAAAAAUACUUUGCAAAACAUUAGAAACCCAUUAUAGAAUAAUCACAACCAACCCACAAGAAGCCCAACCCAAAGAGAAAGAAACCAA
Molecule: messenger RNA, 220 nt
Organism: Linum tenue
Lineage: Eukaryota; Viridiplantae; Streptophyta; Magnoliopsida; Malpighiales; Linaceae
Source: the annotation of a GenBank genome assembly